Lathyrus oleraceus (garden pea) is the source of this 1056-nucleotide messenger RNA. Its product is annotated as probable carboxylesterase SOBER1-like. The transcript has 7 exons. Gene Ontology annotation, biological process: protein depalmitoylation. Gene Ontology annotation, cellular component: cytoplasm. Gene Ontology annotation, molecular function: carboxylic ester hydrolase activity; palmitoyl-(protein) hydrolase activity. Bases 218 to 862 code for a protein of 214 amino acids. The record is from RefSeq and is a predicted model, not a curated record. Lineage: Eukaryota; Viridiplantae; Streptophyta; Magnoliopsida; Fabales; Fabaceae.
AACCUUGCCGGAGAAAAGGACUACCAGAUUCGUUUUCCAUUUUCCGUCAGGUCGCCGCCUGACGUGUUUGGCUUUCGCCACGGCUCGCGACUUCACAAACGUGAUUAAGCCAAUUGUGUUAUUGAUAAUCACAUUAAGCAGUGCGUCUGUGUUUCUACUUGUUGUGUCCCCUAAAAGCGCGUUUCGUAAUUCCUCUAAAGUUACAGUAACGGAACCAAUGGCUCGAAAUUUUGUUCUGUGGCUUCAUGGUCUUGGUGACUCUGGUCCUGCCAAUGAACCUAUCAAAACGUUUUUCACUUCUCCUCAAUUCAGAAACACCAAAUGGUCCUUCCCUUCCGCACCUUACGUACCAGUCACUUGCAACUAUGGUUCUGUAAUGCCUUCAUGGUUUGACAUUCAUGAGAUUCCUGUGACAGCCGAUUCUCCAACGGACGAGACUGGUUUACUUAAAGCUGUUCAAAAAGUUCAUGCUACAAUUGACAAGGAAAUAGCUGCUGGCACAAACCCUAACAAUGUAUUUAUCUGUGGAUUCAGUCAAGGAGGUGCGUUGACGUUGGCCAGUGUUCUGCUAUACCCUAAAACUUUAGGUGGAGGUGCUGUCUUUAGUGGUUGGGUUCCAUUUAAUUCGUCUAUUACUGAAAAAAUUGCCCCCGAGGCUAAGCAGACACCCAUACUGUGGUCCCAUGGGCUGGUUGACAAAACAGUAUUGUUCGAGGCAGGACAAGCUGGUCCUCCGUUCCUUGAAAAAAUUGGCGUCAGUUGUGAGUUUAAGGCUUAUCCUGGUCUUGCCCACUCCAUAAACAACGAGGAGCUGCAGGAUCUCGAAUCUUGGAUCAAGGCACGCCUACAAAGUUCUUCUUAAUCUUCUUAAUUUUCAUCGGGUAUCUCUUACAUUGUAACUCAAUAAUUUUAAUACAUGCUUGUGUACUAGUACUUGUGUAGACCUCCCUAUCACUUAAUCUAUUUUCACUUUGUUCUCAAUAUUUAACACAAUCGAAAUUCUUGAUCCCAUUUACUCUUACAUAUCAUUGUGAAAUACAAUCUUUCCUUCUCUUA